Molecule: messenger RNA, 1694 nt
Organism: Lobosporangium transversale
Lineage: Eukaryota; Fungi; Mortierellomycota; Mortierellomycetes; Mortierellales; Mortierellaceae
Product: aldehyde dehydrogenase
Exons: 1
Coding region: 17-1615 (532 amino acids)
Molecular function (GO): aldehyde dehydrogenase (NAD+) activity
Source: RefSeq, a predicted model, not a curated record
CAACGUUCACACGCCCAUGUCGAAUAGACCCUGGUUCUUCUCCUCUUUUUCAACUCUUCCUUCACUGUCAUUUCAAUUGUUUCCUUACUUUUUACAUUUCUUUCAAACUUUGCUGCCUCAUCCAACCAUGUUUUCCAUUCAAACUUCCAAAGGCAAAGUUUCGUUCCCACGUUUUAUUGGUCCCUUCAUUAAUGGCAAGUUCCAGCCCACAGUUGCAAGCUCACCUGCUCAACGUCAGCUCUUCAACCCAUGCACAGAGGAGCUGCUUGAGACCGUUCAAGAGGCCAGCCCUGAGGAUGUUGAUGUAGCCGUCAAGUCUGCACAAGCCGCACUCAAGGGUCCAUGGAAAAACUUUACGGGCCGUAAACGUCGCAACGUCCUUCUCGAUAUUGCUUCAGCCAUUGAGAAAAAUAUGUGGGAGUUGACGGUCCUUGAGGCUGCCUGUGGUAAGCCGAUUGGGGAAGCCAAGAUCGAUAUCGAAGAUUCGAUCGAGUGUUUCCGCUACUUCGCAGGUCAUGCUGACAAGAUCCACGGAGAUAGCUACCCAACUGAGGAGAACUAUAAAACCUACACUAUUAAAAAGCCCGUCGGCGUUUGUGGGUUGAUCACUGCAUUCAACUAUCCACUUAUGUUGGCCGCUUGGAAGAUUGCCCCAGCUCUAGCCUGUGGCAAUACCAUCAUUCUCAAGCCAGCGCCACAGACCCCACUUUCCUCGCUCGUGCUUGGGAAGCUCAUCGCAGAUCACACAGAUCUGCCUCCAGGAGUUUUCAAUGUCUUACCUGGUGGGGAUGCUGUCGGAGCAGCGAUCAUUAACCACAAGGGUAUCAACAAAUGUAGCUUCACAGGCUCAGGCAAUGUGGGCCGCAAAGUUAUGGCAGCAUCUGCCGAGAGCAAUUUGAAGCCUGUCACCCUUGAACUCGGCGGAAAGAGUCCGGUAAUCAUCUUUGCGGAUGCUGAUUUGGACAAGGCUGUUGAAGAAGUCUUUGGAGGUAUCUAUUCCAAUAUGGGCCAGAAUUGCUGCGCAGGCUCAAGACUCUUCUUGGAGGAAGGUAUCGAGAAGGACUUUUUGGCCAAACUCAAGGCCCGUAUCGAGAAAGUAAAGAUUGGCAACUCGCUAGACGAAGCAUACGAUUUUGGUACUGUGGUGGAUCGUGUGCAGUUUGAUAGGGUUAUGGGCCUUAUUGAGAAGGGAAAGAGUGAGGGCAAGGCCGAACUAUUCCAUGGAGGCAAGCGAUAUGGCGAUAAAGGCUACUUUAUCGAGCCUACUAUUUUCCGUAACGUUGAUGAUUCAUCAAUUAUUUCCAAGGAAGAGAUUUUUGGCCCGGUCCUUUCGGUGAUGAAGCCUUUCAAAACGAUUGAGGAAGCCUUGGAGCGUGCAAAUGCCACGCCUUAUGGCUUGGCAUCAGGUGUAUGGACCAGAGAUGCAAGCAAGGCAGAACGCUGCGUUCAGGAGCUUGAGGCAGGAGUGACAUGGGUCAACUGCUAUAACUUGCUUAUGACCCACGUGCCUUUUGGUGGAGUAAAGGAGAGUGGCAUUGGCAAAGAUCUCGGAGCAGAAGCCUUGAGAGCGUACCAGACAACUAAAGGUGUUAUGGAGCGUGUUUGGAUCUCUUAAGGAGAAAGCUUUUGUAUAUGCUGAAGAUGGUUGUUAUACACAUUUACUGAAUUCGCCCAUAAUCACCAUUGAGGGAAAA